Saccharomycodes ludwigii is the source of this 1917-nucleotide messenger RNA. RefSeq names its product histone acetyltransferase NGG1 (gene NGG1). Gene Ontology annotation, cellular component: SAGA complex. The transcript has a single exon. NCBI's taxonomy places the organism in Eukaryota, Fungi, Ascomycota, Saccharomycetes, Saccharomycodales, Saccharomycodaceae. Gene Ontology annotation, biological process: regulation of transcription by RNA polymerase II. The record is from RefSeq and is a predicted model, not a curated record. Bases 1 to 1917 code for a protein of 638 amino acids. Gene Ontology annotation, molecular function: transcription coactivator activity.
AUGCCGUACAUUGAUGAUAAAAAUGAUAAAUUACCUAGUAUUAUUUUGGGCGAAAUUUUAGAAACUAUAGACCUUUCUUUUGAUAAAGGUAUAGGGAUGUUAAAUGGUACAAAUGUCAGAUCACCUCCAAAGGACAUCAACUCAAUCAUUAAGGUGAGGGAUUUGGUAAAAGAUUUGUUAACUACUCUAGAUAAAAUAACGGCAAAAGACAAUGAAGAACUCCAGGUGUUGUCAUCAUCUACGGAUAACAAAUCUGGAAAAAAGUUAGCAGAUAAUAGGGAUUCAAUUGAAGAAACUACAAAAACGAUUGACCAAAAACAACAAGUCAAUGCUGAGGAUGACGAAGAGGAGACUAUUAGAACCAAGACAAAAAGGACUUUUUCUGGAAGUAAUGAUAACGAUCAUAAUGUCAAGAAUGACGAUGAUGAUGAUGAUGAGGAAGCUAAUGUACCUGUUAAACGGAGGAUGUUAAAUAGAGAUAAAAUUGAAAAUGAUCCAUCAGUGAAAAAUCCAAAAUCCGAAUUUGUUAUAUCACAAACAUUGCCCAAAGCUGCAGCAUUAUUAGGUUUAUUUACAGAAAAUGGGUUGGAGACUACAGGAGAAGACUAUUUGAAAAUAAAAUAUGCAGUGGCAAGUUAUCCAACCAAUGAUUUACAAGAAAUGUUACCUGGUAGGAUGCCAGACUUGGAUUUAUCAAAUCCGAAACCUACCAAUCAAAUCCAAUUCAACACAUUCUUGACGUAUGUGGAAAACUUUUUUAGACAAUACACAGAUAAUGAUAUUGAAUUUCUAAAACAAAAAAGUAUCAUUCCACUAUCUCUAAGGGACACUAAUUACGAUCCUGAUAUAACACCAUAUAUGAUACCUAAACUGGGCCAACUGUACACUGAUAAAUGGUUUAAAGAAGACAAUAACAAUAACAUAGCAAAUAUAACAGUACCUAAUAUGCCGAAACCAGAAAGUAUUUUUCCAAGGGGUUCGAGUGACUUAUUGGGCAAUGAAAAUUUGGAUAGCGAUAAGAUUUCUUGUGGACCAUUAGUUACAAGGCUAGUAUCAGCUGUUUUGGGUUCACCUGAUGGAAUUGAAUUUAAUCAACCCAUUAAAAAGGAUGAUAAUGAAGACUCAAUAUCGCAGAUUUCAGCUGCUACCACACCACCAUUACAACAAGAACAGCUCUUAAACUUGGACACAAAAGAUCAGGAUAACACGGCCACGAGUUUACUUUUCCCUAUUAAAUGGAAAUUAGAUGAUAAAUUAUUUUCUACUCCUAAUUUAGAUUAUUUGACAUUUGAAGAAAGAUUGAAAAAGGAAUUAAAAUACUUAGGAAUCUAUUCGAUGGCAAAUGAUAACGAGUUAGAUUGGUUACAUACUCGUGAAGAUGAUGAAGUUAGUCAAGAAUUAAGAAAAUUGCAAAAAAACCUAAAAGAAACACAAACAAGAAACAUUAAAAGAAUGAAAAUUCUUGUACCUAUUAUUCAAAAAAAACUAGCUUGGCAGGAAUAUGAACAGAUUUUGGAUGACUUAAACAAACAAAUUGAUCAGGUCUAUAUAAAAAGGAUACGAGCACCUAAAAGUAAAAAAAAGAAACAUUCUUCAAUAAGUAACAGUAAUAACUCGGUUGCUGAUUUUGGUAAUUCCACUUCCCAAGCAGCACUUCAAGCUGCACAUCAACAAGCUGCCAAUUCGAGUUUAAAGGUAUUGCUAGAUAAACGCUCAAGAUGGAUAGAGAAAAUUGGACCAUUGUUUGGCGAUCCAGAAUUAAUCAAACGUAUUCCUAAGGAAUCAAUUUUUCAUAAUCUAGAUGAUGACAAAAAUGGAGAAGAAGAUGAAGAUGUUGACCUAGAUGCCGAAGAUGAGGAAGAUGAUGAUGUAUUUCAUCAAGCUGGAAACAACAAAGAAGAAUUAGCAAAUCAAUAA